Austrofundulus limnaeus is the source of this 1855-nucleotide messenger RNA. RefSeq lists its product as uncharacterized. The transcript is spliced from 6 exons. The record is from RefSeq and is a predicted model, not a curated record. The coding region runs from base 801 to 1685 and encodes 294 amino acids. NCBI's taxonomy places the organism in Eukaryota, Metazoa, Chordata, Actinopteri, Cyprinodontiformes, Rivulidae.
GUGAGAGGUGCUGGACACCUGGACAGGGGCACAGAGACAAACAGCCAUUCAAUAGGGACAAUUAAGAGUUAACCUAACAUGUACUUUAUGUGUUUGUUCUGAGGGAGAAAACCCACACCUGCAUAAGGAGAACAUGUAACCUGCUGUGAGGUGACCACUCCUCUGCUGCACCUCCUCCUGAUCUGAUUUAUACUGAAUAUGAAUCAGUUUACUCUUCAGGAUUAAAGGUAAUAGAAAGAUAAUGUGAAAGGGCGCAGUGAGGAUGAGAGGCUCAGCUCAGUCCUGAUGGAUCUGUUGUUAAUCGAAGCAGCAAAUGCUGCAGCACGUCUCUGCAUCACGUGUCCUCUGGUCCAGGAGUUUGGCAUCCUGAGUAAGAACACUGUCUUUGUGACAGGACAACCCAGUGCACAGCAGCAUCAUCAAGCUGUUUAAGGACACAAAGACCCUCGUCACACACUUCAAAAGAGCAGGGUUACAAAAGGGACUAGACCAGUCACUGAAGCAAGCAGUGGAGACAAGGUGGAAUACCAGACUUGCAAUGCUCRYAUCUGUAAAUGAUGCACUGAGGUCCGGUAAGCUGCAUGACAUCCUGCUUCGCRGAAACGAGCUCCGUUACCUCAACAACAUAGACUGCGAACUUCUUGAGGACAUCAUCCAACUCCUGAAACCUUUUGAUGAGGCUACUAGGCACCUCUCCACUGAUCAGACACCUACCCUUCACCUUGUCCUCCCAACCAAAGCAACCCAAGGGGUUUGUCAAUCCAGGAUGGAGACAGUGAGAUUGUGAAAGAGAAGCUGACAUGUCCAAGUACAUCACUGAGAUCCAGGUGUCUCUGGACAGAUGUGAGGAGAUUCAGUUCAGCAUGCAAAACCUGACUCAGAUUCCUGUUGACCUGAACAAAGGAGCCGGAGGAAACUACAUCUACCUCUGGUACAGAAGAGGUGACUGUUCACCAAUCACCAGGAUUCAGUUUUCAUUUAAUGAGAACACCAGAGAGGGUUUGGCUAGAGCAGGGUACCACAAGGUCGACAAAGACCUCAACAAAGGAGCAGAUGGCGACUUUAUCUUCCUGUGGUACGACACAGAUUCCUCAGAGAGUAAAGUUCCCAUUGUGGACCUUGCAGUCACUACUGAUCCCUGUGAAGCAACCUGGUACAUCUCCUCUGGCUGGGAGCCACUGACCUGUGAUCUGAACCGAAAGGCUGGUGGAAACUACAUCUUCCUGUGGGUGAAGAGAGAGACACCAACCUACAUCAAAGAAAUUAUUACCACUAAUCAACCCUGUGAAGAUGACCGAUAUUUCAGGGAUGGUUACAUCCGACUGGAUGAAGACACCAACAGAGAAGCAGGAGGGAAAUAUGUCUUUAUUUGGUACCUUCCGACCACGAAUCCAGCUGAGGCCCUCAGGGAUCUGCAGGUCUCCAUCAAUGAUAGUGAGUACAAGUGUUUUGAACAGGUAGGCUAUCAAGUAGUGCACCAGGAUCUCAAUCAGGGGGCUGGAGGAGACUACGUAUACCUGUGGUACAAGAAAGAAGAUUGCAGCAAAAAACCCAUCCGGACCAUGACUUUGAUCCUGGACCAGUCUUCUGUGUGCGUGUUUCAGAAUAAUGGGGCCACUGUCAUCGACAAAAACCUCAACUCAGGAAAUAACGGUUUCCAAGAGAAGCUGUGUUUCUUCCAGUGAGAGGUGUCCCUGUAGCAGCACUACUGUGAGGAAAAUCAGAAAAUAAUACAGUUUCUUCUGUUUUAUCAGUCUGGGAUGGGUUUAAUUCCUUUAAAAACAAUCAAGUCAUGUUCUUUCAACAUGUAAAAUGUGUACCAAUCCUGUAAAAUAAAUACUUCAGUGGUUCUGUA